UAAUAAACUAAACCACAGAAAAUAGAUGUAGCCAUGGAGGGGACAUUCUUAACAUAAAUAAAUAGGGUAGCAGCUACAACAAAUUUCAGUGGUUACCUAUUCCAAAGGAAGAAGGAAAAUAAAAACUCGACGUAAGUCGUUCAUUUUGGGGGGUAGAGAUCACAGUCAUUGUUGCCACGCCAUCCUUUUAUUCUUCCUUCAUCGUCGUCUUCUACAAAAAGGAAGCUCUUGAGGGGUCUCGGGGUUUUUUGCCUUUCAGAUUCCUGAAUAAAUCAAAUACCCAAAGAAGCAAAGUCUUUCAACUAUUUUUUAUUUAAAUCGAUCAAAUCCAAAAGGACAGGGUUGCUUGAGAAAGGGGAAGUCUGGUAUUUGGUGGGUAUUGAAAAUAAAUGGCGAAUCUGUAUGUGAAAGCGGUGCCACCGGCGGAUCUGAAUCGGAACACGGAGUGGUUUAUGUACCCUGGAGUAUGGACUACCUAUAUUCUAAUCCUCUUCUUCUCGUGGCUUCUUUUUCUCUCCAUCUUCGGUUGCUCUCCUGGCAUGGCUUGGACCAUCGUCAAUCUCUCCCAUUUCCUCGUCACAUACCACUUCUUUCACUGGAAGAAGGGAACCCCAUUUGCUGAAGAUCAAGGGAUUUACAAUGGCUUGACUUGGUGGGAGCAGAUAGACAAUGGAAAGCAGCUUACACGUAACAGAAAGUUUCUGACUGUUGUACCUGUUGUGCUGUACUUGAUAGCCUCUCAUACAACCGACUACCAACAUCCUAUGCUCUUUUUGAAUACACUUGCAGUGAUUGUGCUUGUCGUUGCCAAGUUCCCCAACAUGCACAAGGUCCGGAUCUUUGGAAUCAAUGCAGACAAGUGAUUGGGCCUCCUGUUUAAGCAUCGUUGGUUUUACCGGCUAGAAAGCCACCCCUCCUUCCCCUCUGUUAAAACAAUGGGUAUAUCUUUGUAUAGGACAUUUUGAAGGUGUAAUGUAUUUUUUUUCCCUGCUGAAUUUGCUGACUGCAUUUACAAGUUUUCUCAGAUCAUGAAGGAAUAAAAUAUGUAUCAAGUUAUCUUUGUACAGUAUAGAAAUCUAAUGUAUCCGAAAUAUCAUUAUACUCU
Messenger RNA from Durio zibethinus, 1105 nucleotides. RefSeq lists its product as uncharacterized. The record is from RefSeq and is a predicted model, not a curated record. NCBI's taxonomy places the organism in Eukaryota, Viridiplantae, Streptophyta, Magnoliopsida, Malvales, Malvaceae. Gene Ontology annotation, cellular component: endoplasmic reticulum membrane.